GGAUUGGGACACCCGAAUCACAUGAUAUGGAGGGGAUUGGAACACCUGAAUCACAUGAUAUGGAGGGGAUUGGGACACCUGAAUCACAUGAUUGGGAGGGGAUUGGGACACCUGAAUCACAUGAUUGGGAGGGGAUUGGGACACCUGAAUCACAUGAUUGGGAGGGGAUUGGAACACCUGAAUCACAUGAUAUGGAAGGGAUUGGAACACCUGAAUCUUAUGAUAUGGAGGGGAUUGGAACACCUGAAUCACAUGAUAUGGAGCGUUUUGGAACACCUGAAUCACAUGAUUGAGAGGGGAUUGGAACCCCUGAAUCACAUGAUAUGGAGGGGA
Messenger RNA from Staurois parvus, 333 nucleotides. Lineage: Eukaryota; Metazoa; Chordata; Amphibia; Anura; Ranidae. The record is from the annotation of a GenBank genome assembly.